Molecule: messenger RNA, 2234 nt
Organism: Durio zibethinus
Lineage: Eukaryota; Viridiplantae; Streptophyta; Magnoliopsida; Malvales; Malvaceae
Biological process (GO): proteolysis
Molecular function (GO): serine-type exopeptidase activity; dipeptidyl-peptidase activity
Source: RefSeq, a predicted model, not a curated record
UCCAAAUUCGGCGACCAGACUUUCAAAGAUUCUGAAACUUUUAUGCAUUGAGGUUAUGUCAUCAUUGGUGUGUCAUAUAUAUUAAAAGGAUUGAUUAUGCUUUCUUCCUCUUUUCUUUACUCUUUCCUACCGCCCCUCCCCAUGCGAUACACAAUUGUGGGGUUCAUAUGAUAAAGUGGCAGCCCUGAUACAGUUUUCUAUUAAGUCAACCAACUGUAUAUCUGUGCACAAGCACCUACCUGACUCUCAUCAUAUCAUCAGGAGUUAAAUUUCAUGAUACAUCAUGAUUUAACAGUUACCAAACUCUUAUAGUAUAAAUAGAAUGUUCUUCAACUCGAAUGAGCUCAAGAAACAGAAUCGAAACCUUUUUCUUGCAUAGAAACAAGGCCAUGGACUUCUAUAGACACUCAUUGCAUGAGCUGUUUUUGUUUUCCUUGAUUUCCUUGUUCUGUGUGAUCUCGGGAACACAGUUCAGCAUCCCCAGGCUAGGAGCACUUCGAAGAACAAUCCGAAGUGAACCCAAGAUCACAUCUACUUUAGUUUCUAAUAAAGAUUUUGAGACCUUCUUUUAUAGCCAGACACUUGAUCACUUCAACUACAAACCGGAAAGUUAUACCACUUUCCCACAAAGAUAUGUAGUCAAUUCUAAGUACAUAGGUGGUGCAAAUACUAGUUCACCAAUCUUGGUGUAUUUUGGUGCAGAAGAGGCAUUGGACUAUGAUUUAUCCGGUAUUGGUUUUCUCACUGAUAAUGCCCCUCGUUUCAAAGCUUUACUAGUAUACAUAGAGCAUCGGUUCUAUGGAAAAUCCAUACCAUUCGGAUCAAGGGAAGCAGCUCUGAGAAAUGCCAGUAUUCGGGGUUAUUUCACCUCAGCUCAAGCUAUAGCAGAUUAUGCUGCCAUCAUUCUUCAUAUAAAGAAAACAUUCUUUGCAAAGAACUCUCCUGUAAUUGUCAUUGGAGGAUCAUACGGGGGAAUGCUUGCUGCAUGGUUUCGGCUAAAAUAUCCACAUAUUGCUCUUGGAGCUCUUGCCUCCUCAGCUCCAAUUCUUUACUUCGAUGACCUUGCACCAAAAGUUGGAUACUACGCAAUUGUGACCAAGGAUUUCAAAGAAACUAGUGAAAGUUGCUACGAAACCAUUCGAAAUUCAUGGGAUGAAAUUGAUAGAGUUGCUUCGAAGACUAAUGGUCUUUCAAUCCUCAGCAUGAAAUUCAAAACUUGCGAAAAAUUGAAGAGAAGUUUUGAUCUUAAGGACUACCUAGAUUCAUUGUAUUCUGAAGUAGCUCAAUAUGAUCAUCCCCCCACUUAUCCCCUUAAUGUCGUCUGUGGUGGCAUUGACGGAGCUCCUGGAGGGACUGAUAUACUCGGCCGAAUAUUUGCCGGUGUUGUUGCUUACAUGGGAAAUAAAUCAUGCUACGACAUGAACGAAUUCAAUCAUCCAACUGAUGAAACAUAUAUGGGUUGGAAAUGGCAGACCUGUAGUGAGAUGGUGAUGCCCAUAGGCCAUGGCAACAAUGAUUCUAUGUUCCCACCAGCUCCAUUCAAUCUAAACAGGUUCAUAAGGAAGUGCAAGAGCUUAUUUGGUGUCCAGCCUCAGCCACAUUGGGUGACAACUUACUAUGGAGGCCAUGAUUUAAAGUUGAUUCUUCAUGGGUUUGCUAGCAACAUCAUUUUCUCUAAUGGCCUGAGAGAUCCUUACAGCAGCGGCGGGGUAUUGGAGAACAUAUCAGAUAGUGUUGUUGCAGUCUAUUCGGCCAAUGGAUCUCAUUGCUUGGAUAUACUUCCAGAAAAGAACAGUGAUCCACAGUGGUUGGUCGAGCAAAGAAAAACCGAAGUUCAGAUAAUCCAGUGCUGGAUUUCAAAGUACUACACUGAUCUGCUUGAGUUUACAGAUCGAACCAGAGUCUGAUCAUGAUAUGAGCUGCUCCAAUAUAAACAAAGAGAAUAAAUUAAGUGGCCAUAUCAAAUUUUCACUACAUAUUAUAUAUAUAUAGAAACAAUGUUGAAUAUUAAAAAUACUGUCAUGUAAGCCUGUAAGGGGUAGUUGUGCUAUAUUUAUGAGUCCAAAUAGCCGGCUUAUCAGACUACUGGCAUUUUACUAUAGUCCAUGACCAUGAAUGAGAAAAUGUCAAUCAUGAAUAUGCAUAUCAAUCUCAUUACAAGGAUUUCACCAAACCAUAAUGACACAUCGGUUGUUUUUGUGAGGGGAAUUUGGAAAAGAUUGUCAGCACUUUGA